AUGAACGUUGUAGGAAAGCUCAGUUUAAUGAUACCAUGGAGUAUAUUCUUGCUUCAUUCACUGCUAUCGACUUUGCAAGGAUCUUAUUGCAAGCCUCCUCUUUUGAGAAGAACUUUGAGAACUGAGUCUAAUGCAACUCAACAGAAAAGAGAUCUUGUAACAGCCGAGGUUCAAUCUGCCUCUUGGUUGCACCAUCAUGGGGCCCUGAUGCGGAGUCCACCAGGAGGUUCAUGUCCUCAGGAGUGCCUUAAUGGAGCAGCCUGCACAGAGGCAGGUGACUGUGACUGUCAGUUAUUUCAGGCUCAAGGAAGCAGGUGCCAAAUUGUACCUAACACUGGUAAGGACCGAGAUGGGAUUUGCAAAUCAUGGGGACAGUAUAAUUUUGAAACAUUUGAUGGCAUCUACUACUACUUCCCAGGGAAUUGCUCCUAUAUAUUUACAAAAGACUGCAGUACUCUGGAACCUCAGUACACUGUUUGGGUUCAUAACAGUCCUUAUUGUUAUGGUUCAGUAUAUACUUGUCAUAGGUCUAUCAGCUUAUUUUUUUCAAACCAAGAAGAAAUAAUGAUUUCAGGACAUGAAGUAAGAAAAAAUGGAAUCAGGUUAAUAUUGCCUCAGACAGUUGGAAAUGCUUUCAUUGAGAGACUGGCUGACUAUAUUCUGGUGAAGACUACCUUUGGUUUUUCUCUUGCUUGGGAUGGAAACUCUGGUAUUUAUAUUAAGCUGACAGAAGAUCAUAAGGGAAAGCCUUGUGGCCUUUGUGGAAAUUUUAAUGGCAAUAAAUAUGAUGACCUGAUACUUCAAAAUAUGGGUGAAUAUACAGAAGACAUUGCUGAAUUUGCAAAUAGCUGGGCUGUGCAAGCCUCAGAUGAUAUAGUUUGUGUCCCUACUCCCUCAGAUUUUUCCAGUCCUUGCUCAGCCAAUGCAGAAUCCACUGAGGACAUAUUCUUCAAGUGCCAAAUAUUCCUACAGUUUCCUUUUCUCAGCUGUCAUGAAAGUAUAGAUCCGUAUUCUUAUAUUUCAAGCUGUAUGAAUGAUCUUUGCAGAGUGGAUGAUGAUGAAACAUACUGCAGGGCAGUGACAGAGUACGCUAGAGCAUGUUCUCACGCUGGGUCCCCGGUGCGGGACUGGAGGGAUGACUUUCCAGCCUGUACUGAGAAGUGUGAAGACACCUUUGUUCACCGUGACUGUAUCAGUUGUUGUCCACCAACUUGCACAUAUGAAAAGGAUUGUCUUGGCAGCAAUCUACACUGUUUAGAUGGCUGUUACUGUCCAGAUGGUCUCAUUAUGGAAAAUGGAACUUGUAUCUCUUUGUCGAAUUGUCCUUGUGUUUAUCAUGGAACUGCUUUCCCUGUAGGCUCAAAAAUUGAACAAGAAUGUAGCAACUGUAUUUGUGUUGGUGGCAUUUGGAACUGCACUGAUCAUGAUUGUCCAGCUGAGUGCUCCAUCACAAGCAGCUCUCAUUUCACAACAUUUGAUGGACGUCAUUUUACCUUUCUUGGGAUUUGCCAGUACAUUUUGGUAAAAGGCACUGGAAAAAACAAAUUCACAAUCACUUUACAAAAAGCACCUUGUGGACAGAGCUUUGACCACGCCUGCAUUGAGUCUAUAACACUGGUUCUUGAAGAUGAUGUGAGGAAACAAGUAACUCUCACAAGAUAUGGUCAAAUCCAAACUGUCCCUAACCAAGUUUUUAACCUCAAUGGGGCUAUUGAAAUUCAGAAUAUAUCUUCUUUCUUUGUUCAACUGAAAACUAGUUUUGGUUUGAAGAUACUGUUUGCUAAAGAUGGAGAGAGGAUCUAUGUUCAAGUUGAUGUCAGGUGGAAGAGAAGAACAUUAGGACUGUGUGGAACUUACAAUGGAAAUUUAAGAGAUGAUUUUCUAUCUCCAGCAGGGAUGAUAGAAGGGACCCCACAACUUCAUGCCAAUGCAUGGAAGGUUUCCUCAGCUUGCUCCAUGCCUAUCAAUAUCCCUGUGGUUGAUCCCUGCAAUGUGAAUCAGCAAAAUGCUGGGUAUGCAUCUCACUGUGAUAUCAUCAACCAAGACAUGUUUGCUCCCUGCCAUGCCUACAUCAGUCCAGGGCUAUACUACCAGCUCUGCCGCUUUGAUGCGUGCAAAUGUGGAAGCAGCUGCCUGUGCAAUGCUUUGGCGCACUAUGCUUAUGUCUGUGGCAAGCACGGCGUCAUCAUUGACUUCAGAUCUCAUGUUUCUUACUGUGCUGUGAUGUGUCACAGUGGUAUGCUUUAUCAUCAGUGCUCUUCUUUUUGUAAACAUUCCUGUGCUUCACUUUCUAUGGUAAAUAUCUGUGCUGAUGACUGUGCAGAAGGAUGUAAUUGUCCUGAUGGAAAGUAUUUUGAAGAGUCGGUCAACUUUUGUGUAUCAAUAUCUGGCUGUCAUUGUCAUUACAAAGGCAGAGCACUCCAGCCUGGAGAAAUCCUUCCUACGCCAACAGGCUCCUGUCAAUGUUUGAAUGGAACAGUGAAAUGUAUUGAAGCCACUACAGAAAACAUAGUUCACAUAUGCCCUGAAGGAAAAAUCUACUAUGACUGCAGAUCUCCUGUGCCUGGGUUACCAGCAUCAGGUGUGAAUUGUGGGAUCUCUUGUGCGAACCUUGCCAUGAACUUCUCCUGUGUCCCCUCACUACCCUGUGCAAGUGGCUGCAUUUGCCCCCCUGGAAUGGCUGAGCACAGAGGGAAAUGUUAUAUUCCUGACAGUUGUCCAUGCACCUGGAAAGACAGAGAAUUUCUGUCAGGAGAAGUGAUAACUACUCCAUGUUACACCUGUGUUUGUCGGAGAGGUGUCUUCAACUGCACCAGUUACCCCUGCCCUGCUGUGUGCACCAUUUAUGGAGACCGACAUUAUUACACCUUUGAUGGGCUGGAGUAUGAUUAUGUCAGUGACUGCCAAACUUACCUGCUAAAGAGCACAGAUAACUCAAAUAUAUCUAUAAUUGCUCAGAACAAAAAGUGCUUUGACAAUGAUAUUGUUUGCUCAAAGAAUGUUUUCAUCACUGUUGGAGACACUGAGAUUUAUUUUAAUGAACCUUCUGAGAAGCAGAAGACCCUAGGGGCUCAAGAAAACAAAUCUAACUAUCAGCUCUGGAAGGCUGGAUAUUAUACUGUGAUACACUUUCCAGAACAGGACAUUACAAUUCUGUGGGAUAAGAAGACAAUGAUGCAUGUAAAAGUUGGACCUCAGUGGAAGGGUAAACUAGCAGGCUUGUGUGGAAAUUUUGACAAAUAUACUUCAAAUGAUCUGACUACAUCAAACAACAUGGAGGUGAGAAAUGCACAGGUGUUUGGAGACAGCUGGGUAUUAGGACAGUGCAAGAGUCCAAAUGAAACACUGAGACCAUGUGAAGUACAUCAGAGCAAGUUCCCUUAUGCAAAAAAAGAAUGCUCAAUUUUAUACAGUGAUCUUUUUGCACCUUGUCGCAAUGUGAUUGAUGUGACUUCUUUUAUCAAAAAUUGUCACACAGAUACAUGCAACUGCAAUCUUGGUGGGGACUGCGAGUGUUUGUGUACCAGUAUUGCAGCUUAUGCCCACAAGUGCUGCCAGCAAGGAGCAGCGAUUCACUGGCGAUCUCCUUUGCUCUGUGCUUAUGACUGUGAAUAUUACAACCAAGGUCUUGGUGAAGGACCCUAUAUUUUGACAAGUUUUGGAGUGAAUGACACAAUUAUAGGGGCUAAUGUAUCCAGCAGAAGGAUAUUUCCCUUACCUAGAACUGGAGCACAUGGAAAUCUAAUUUGCAGUUUCAUGAUAACUCCAGGUCUUUUCAAAGAUAAAGAUUUAUCUCUGUCUCUUGUUUCCCUUGAAUCUGCUGAAAGACCAAACUACUUUCUGUAUGUACAUGACAAUGAAACCAUUGGGUUGGAGCAGUGGCAGGCAAAUGCCUCCUUUCAGAGACGAGCCACCUUCUUCCACCACCAGGGUCUCUGGAGUCCAGGGCUCAGUGCCUUUGAGCUGCACAGUAAAAAAGGCUUUUUCAUCAUUCUCACCUCAUCCAGUGUUAAAGUGGAAAAGUAUGAUGGUUCAGAAGAAUUCAAACAUUUCAGUAGCUUUAGUAUUGAAGAACUCAGUGCUUCUGUGCCUUACAGAAGGAUGUGUGAAUGGCGAUAUGAAUCUUGUGCUAAUCCUUGUUUUAAGACAUGUAGUGAUCCUGAGGGAAUAGCAUGUAAAUUUCUUCCUCUGGUUGAAGGAUGCAUGCCAUACUGUCCGAAAAAUAUGAUCCUUGAUGAGAUCACACUUAGAUGUGUUUAUCCAGAAGACUGCAUACCUGUGACACCUACAAAAUCAGAAAUUAGACUGAAGCCUUCACUGUUACUCUCUCACAUGGGUCCUACCACGGAGAGAUUUCCUCAGACACUCCCUGUAUUUGUUACUUCAGGGAACAAAUCAACUCUCAUCGGUGUGAAAGACAAAAUAACCAUAAAUGCAAACACAGCUUCAAGGGGAAUGGAUAUGUUGGCACAGUCCAUUACAGACUUUUAUUCAUUGGAAGCUUCUAAUGCAGCCACCUAUUCAACAUUUUCAUUACCAAGUACAGUGGAGCCUUCUGAUGUACUUCACAGCACAGCCAGCCCUUCUGUCCUUUCCAAACCCAUCCCUUCAACAGAUUUUCCAAUUCUUUUUCAAGCCUCAGCAGUCACAUCACGUACUGCCCGCUCUAAUGCAUCUAUAACUUUACCCAUUACAAUAACAACUCCAACAGCCCUGCUCAGUGCAAGUCCUAGUCCGACACAUUCUGCAUUAUUAACACCCACUUCCCUAGUGGUAGUUCCAUUUUCACUCAAACCACAUCAGCUAGGACCAGUUCGACCUUCCUCAGCACUAACAACUUUAGCUUUCAAGAUAUCUUUGGUCACUUCUGAGCUGCCUGCAGGGAUUGGGAAGAGAAAGCAGAGUUCUUCGGUAAGUUCUUCAGAAGAAGAUGGAACAAUAUCAGCCAUACCAGCUGGAAUCAUCACUCAAUCCACUACGCCAGUGAUCACAAACACAACAGUGAAUGCUACAUCCUCAAAAGCACCUUAUAUUUAUGCAAAAAUGCUACCUAGCUCUUCAGCCAGUUUAUUAGUUACUUCAGGCGCCACCACCCUAGCCUCUAGGAUUACUACAAAAACUGCUGAUUCUUUUGUUGUCAAUUUGGAUUUUUAUAUGGCUUCAGCUUCAGUUCCUACCACCAUAGAAAGACACAAAUCUUUAUUUACAACUGCAGUAACUCAAGCUUCACAGAGCACUAGAGAAACUCCGAAGAUUAAUAUAAUGGAAGCAACUGGUACUACAAAUCCAUUAUCACAGAUGAAGAGUACUUCAUACAUAGCAUCGGAAGUUAAAUACACAACUUCAUUUGAAAAAACUGUGGAUAUUUCAGAAGAUGGUCAGACGUCACGUGAGCAAAAAAAUGUUACCAAGACAAAGACAACCACAGCUGACAAAUCUUCCCCACCUUAUUUGCCAGUAACUGCACUUCAGAGUCUGCUUUUUUCAAGAAAUACAACUGCAGUCAAAGAUAUCUCUAUUUCUGGAAUCCGGGAUGUAACAACAUCAGAUAGGUCCAAAAUCCCAACACAGAAACCCAUUACACCUUAUUUUAGUGUAACAGAGGCCACAGAGCUGCAAACCAGAGCUAUAACAGAUUUAUUUCUUUCCAGUGGUGGAAUGGCUCUGCCUUCCUCAUCAGAAAUGAUGGCUGUAGCUGACAAGGCUUACUUUGGCACGAUGAUGCAUACACUGAUAUCUACAUCUUCUGAGUGUGUGCCAAGAUACCUCGAACCUGUUGACAAAUGUAGCCAGUAUGUAUGUGUUAAUAUGGCUUGGAUGUUAUACAAUCUUUCAAGGAACUGCCCUAAGGAUGUGCAGAAGCCAGAUUGUGGUUUUCGAGGAAUGCCUGUUCAAGUUAACACUGACAGCUGUUGUCCAGAAUGGGAAUGUCCCUGUCAGUGUUCUGUACUGUCUGAACUGAGUGUUAUUACAUUUGAUGGAAACAACAUAGCCCUCUGUAAUAUGGCUUCCUAUAUUUUAGUCAAGUUACCAGGAGAAAUGAUUGUUGCUCAUAUUGAAAAAUGUCCUGCUAAUCAGAGUGCAAAUUCAAUAAGAAAACUAGUGCCACCUGCAAACACUUCAGGGCUCUGUUUUAAGAAAUUAAAUGUCACAACACACACUUGUCAAAUACUUAUCAAUCGUUUAGCAAGAAAAGUAGUUGUGGAUUCUGUAAUUCAAUCAUUACCGUUUUCAAAAGAAGGACUGAGUAUUCAGGACACCGGUGCAAUGUAUGUGGUUAAUACCCCAGCUGGUAUUAGCAUCAAGUGGGCUCAUGUUACAGGCAUCAUAGAUAUACAGUAUGGAUUGCACUCUAACUCAACGAGGAAGACAGAAGGCCUUUGUGGGGUUUGUAAUGGAGAUCCUAGUGAUGACCUGAAAAUGCAAAACAUGACCAUAAUUACAAAUAUGGAGGAAAUUGAAAUGUUCAUCAAGAGUUGGGAAAUUGAGAAAUCGCUUGAUGUAACAACCAGGAGGCCAGUAAGAAACUGUACUGAAGAUAACUGCACAUACUGUAUGGAACUGUUAAAAAGAAGCAUUUUCAUCCCUUGUCACAAAAAAGUGUCACCACAGGAAUUUUGUGAGAAGAUGUGGAUCAACAGUAUUAAUUUUUGGAACUAUGAGUGUGAUGCACUUUCUGCAUAUGUAGCAUUAUGCAACAAGCACAACAUCUGUAUUAAAUGGAGGACACCUGAUUACUGUUCAUUGAGCUGUCCUGAGGGCAAGGAAUACCAGCCUUGUGUGCAACCCUGUGAAGCCAAGACAUGCUUGAAUAAAUGGUUCUAUGAAGAUUCUGCCUGUUCCUAUUUAAGGGAAGACUGUGUAUGUAAAAAUGGCACCAUUCUGCAUAGAACAGACUCUGACCUCUGUAUACCAGAAGAAAAAUGUACAUGUACAGAUAAUAAAGGACAACCCCACUCUGCUGGGGAGAUCUGGAAUGGGUCCAUGAGGGGGUGCUGCAUGUAUGGCUGUUUAGAAAAUGGAAGCAUUAUUGCUGUAGAACCUGAGUGCAGUGAGGAUCCACCACCAGUCUGUGAAAGAGAAGGGGAAGUUCUAUUCCAUGUCAUUGAAGAGAGAGCUUGCUGUCCCAAGAAAGUUUGUGAAUGUAACAUGUCAUUGUGUGAUGCUGUUAUUCCAACAUGCAAACCCAAUGAAAAAUUAGUGGUAGGCUACCACCCUCUGUCCUGCUGUCCACAGUACCGAUGUGAAUGUGAUCCUUCAGUUUGUUUUAAUGCCUCCCAGCCUGACUGCAGAGAAGAUCAGUUUAUUGUUGAAGCAAAACAGGAAGAUCCCUGUUGUUUCUCUCAUCUCUGUGUUUGUGAAUCCUGUAUUGAACCUGUUCCCUUGUGUAGUGAAGGGGAAAUUCUCACUGUAGACAUUAAUACCAUACACUACUGUUGUCCUCAUUACUACUGCGUUUGUGAUGAAAAUCUUUGUUCUGAGCCUCCUAUGAUUUGCACAGAUGACAUGACACUUGUGAAGGAAAAAAUACUUGGGCAAUGUUGUCCAGAAUGGCACUGUGAAUGUAGUUGUGAAAAUGCUACCAUGCUGACCUGUAAUUUGGGAGAAGUUAAAAAAAUAGAUAGCAGUGUUUCCAGUGCUUGUGGAUGCACUCACUACAUUUGUGAGAAGGAUGAUGUGUGCAUCUUCCAAGAGGUCACAGUACUGAAUCCCGGACAGUCAGUGAUUCAGUACCUGGAUGGAGACCUUUGUUACACUGUGCAAUGUUUACAAGAAAAAGAUCAGAACACAGGUUACAAUGCUAUGCAUUUCACAAUGAUGAACUGUUCCCAGCAAUGUGAAGCUCAUCAAGUAUAUAUUCCUUCCUUCAGUCACCAUACUUGUUGUGGUACGUGUCAAAACGUGUCCUGCUCUUUUCAUACAGAGAAUGGAACGCUUAUUGUGUAUGAAGAAGGAAGCACCUGGACCUCCAACUGCACCAACUACAAAUGUGUAAAGACUACUGCAGGGGCUAUUGUACUGGGGUCAAGUGUUGUCUGUCCCCCAUUUAAUGACACUGAUUGUACAAAGAAUGGAGGAAUUGUGCAGACGUAUAAUGAUGGCUGCUGCAAGACCUGCAAAAAGGAAGAAAGGAUAUGCCAGAAAAUGACAAUCAGGACAACCAUAAGAAAAAAUGACUGUAUAAGUCAAAGCCCGGUAAAUGUGGCUUCUUGUGAUGGAAAAUGCCCAUCUGCAACAAUUUUCAAUGUCAAUAUUGACAGCCAUCUAAGAUUCUGUAAGUGUUGUCGAGAAAUUGGAACACGAGUCCUGACUGUGCCCUUGCGCUGCUCAGGAAAUGGCACUGAAAUUAUGUACGUCAUUCAAGAGCCUAUAGACUGCUCAUGCCAAUGGAACUGAACGUUGCUGUGGACAUGAUUUAGCUUUCACCAGACACAGUUUUUUGGUCAUGGAUGAGUAUAGUAUUAUGCAGGGAAGUAGAAAAGGCAUCAGUUAUGCUAUAAUGUCAUUUUUCUCAAAUUUAGCAGAGAUGUUGUUUGUUCUUCAAAUUGUCCUUGAAAAUAUUGGCAAGAAUAGAGAGAAAAACAUAAAUCCUUUUGAACAAGAUGUAGUUUAUCCAUCAUUUAUUUCUACUCAGUGGCUUUCUGAUGAGGUGGUGUAAAAAGCUGGUUAGUAUUUCCAGUGUUUUAAAAUUUUGGAUCAUGGCUACCUAUAAGACUUGAGAAUUUCUCAAACCAUUUCUCAGUGGUUCAUUUACUUAGAGGCCUCCAGUUAAAAACAUCACCAGUCCUAUGUUUAAAUGGGAAAGAAGCAUAUUAGGAUUUUGCAAAUGACUGAAUUAGUUUAUUUUAAAAAUAGUAGGUUCAACUGGAACAUUUUUUACCUUGCUCAAAAAUCUAUCUUUUGUGCAUUAAGCUGUUGCCAACGAUUGGAUUAUGCUUACACUGUAAGUCACUGAGAAACAACAUGACUGUGAUCUGUAAGUACUUGUAGGAAAUCUCCAGAGUAUAUAGCAGAAUCAUAAUAUCUUGAAACCUUAGACAUAUUUAAUUUUAAUGUAUAUUAUAAAUAUGAAGCAUGACUAGACAAAAGCUGAAGAGUGAUAGCUUUUGUGCAUUAAAAGUAUAUGAAAGCCAUUUCUGCUAUGAAGGUUUCCACUUUAUAUCCAUUUUUUAAAUUUUCACAGAAAAGAAAUUGGCUCUUUGCUAGUAUAGAAUAAGAUUAUAUGUAUAUAUAUUUAUUAAAAGCCCCACAAUACUGCACAUUUAAAGUAUUCAUAAUGGGUUUUGUCUUUGUUUUCUAGUCUAAAGAUUCAUCUUCAAUAUAUUUUUAAACUUUUUUUUUUCAAUACAGAUAUUUAGACUAUUGCCUGAAUUUAGGAUUCAAAAUUUUUGAGUCCUGGAAAAAAAAGUCAGGUAAAAUAAAUGUUUUGAAGGACUUAGGUGAGUUAUUCAUGCUCAAUCAAGCUGUAAAUACCCAUGAUUCAGCACCUUAAGGUGAAUAUCAUCUCCCUUUUUCUCGACAUACUACAUAACCUGCUUUUAAAAAUAAAGGAUACAAGUUUAGUCUUGUUGUUAGGAGAUUACUUUGCUUUAUAAACUCACUGAAUAAAAAUUAUAUUAAUUAUGACAGUAUUUUCCUUAUCAAUUUUCCUUUUAACUGUGUCAGAAUUGAAAUUCUUGUCUAAAAGUUUGAAAAUCUUCUGACAGUUUUGAUUUCAUCAUUUAAUUAUGAAAAGGUUGGAUUAUCACAUGGGUUAUUACAGUGAAAUAUAUGCAAUUAAAACUGCCUUAAAUUCCAAGGCUAUUUUUCUACUUUGUGUGACAAAUCUUUAAUUGUUUGCUACAUUCAGAUUGAUGGCUUAUAAGGAAAAAUAACUUAUACGGAGAAAUCUGUCAUUAUUACAAGACUCAUCUACUCAUCCCUUUCAUUAAAAAUAGUGAUUUGGUUUAAAAAUUAAGUAGCAAACCAUUGUAAAGUAUUAGCAAAAUAUUUAACAAUUAUAAAAAAUUAUCAACUAAUGAUCAAAAUAAAGUGACACUUUGAGAAAGCCUAUCCUUCAGCUGCAUGUUUUUAUAAGGCAGAUAUUCCAGGGCCUAGAACCAAAAUAUUCUCUGAUUCUUCUGUCAGAACUUGUGCAUAGAAACUUUUCAUGCAGGCAAGAAAUAGAAGUUAAAUCAUAGUCAUAGCGGUAAUGCUGGUGUACUUGUACGGCAAAUUAAAAGACAACUUUUAAAAAAAACCCAAACUUUUGAUUUUUUUGAGAUAGAAGUAGGUAUCCCAUAUUUGCAUUAAGAGAUUUUGGCCCAAAUCUACUUAAUGAAUUUAGCAUUUGAUAAAAAGGAAGCUCUCAAAAUAUAGAAUUUUUCAAUAUAAUAAUUGAACAUUUUCAUUGAACAGCUGUGGCCUUUUAUAAGCCAUGUAAGCCAUUUGCUUUUCUAUGAUUUAGA
This is a messenger RNA of Vidua macroura (Pin-tailed whydah), 10448 nucleotides long. RefSeq names its product otogelin like (gene OTOGL). Gene Ontology annotation, molecular function: protein binding; alpha-L-arabinofuranosidase activity. The record is from RefSeq and is a predicted model, not a curated record. Gene Ontology annotation, cellular component: extracellular matrix. NCBI's taxonomy places the organism in Eukaryota, Metazoa, Chordata, Aves, Passeriformes, Viduidae. The transcript is spliced from 58 exons. The coding region runs from base 1 to 8397 and encodes 2798 amino acids. Gene Ontology annotation, biological process: L-arabinose metabolic process.